AUUUUUAAGAGAGUGUGAAGAUGCUGCUUGUCUGUGUCCUAACCUCUCUUAUGUUUUUCUGAAGCGCAGUUCUUCUCUAGAAAGCCCUUCUUGAGACUGAGGAUUGGCUGUACCCCUUUGAUUCCAACCAGAAUCAUAUUUCAGCUGUUAAUGCCUGUGGAGAGACUUUGCUGGUCUUUGGAUGAGGUUUUUUAGUCUGAAACAAUAGUUUGGGUUGGGGAGGUUGAUGAAGCAUGGAAAAUGUUACCCUGCUGAAGUAGAUAGAUUCUUCUUCUCUUUCUUCCUAUGAUUUCUUUUUGUCUUCUCUGGCUUUUAGCUUUGUAUCUUUUUCCGGUAUAAUUUUUCAUCAAAUAUAAUCUGUCUCAUCUACACACCCUGUUAAAAACAUGUCUGUCUUAGAAUCUUUCCUACAUUGUUUUCCUCACAUAAAUUGAUUCAGGCUGUGAUUCUGUGGGAGUUGAACUGAUUGACUGACUUGCAGCUGUUGAAAAGGGGAGAACAUUCUCUUCCCUUGCAUAAAAGGGGCAAGAGAGGGCAAUUCUUCGUCUUCAUUAUGAUACUCAGUGAAAUUUUCUAUAAUCCACUUUAUUCCCUAACCUAACAGAAAACUACCCAGUUUUUUGAUCUGAUGGUUUUCUGUCAUAGUAGAGAGUUACAGCAGAUCAGAGAGGCACCUGGUGAAUACUGACUGGUGCUAGCAAAAGAGCUUGGUUGUUGCCAAUGCUGGUCUAGGUAAUGGGAUGAGUAGACACCAACUGUUUAGGAUAGUAGAAGAAUAUGGAUUGGUGGAAACAGUCUUAAUGCCACCGAAUAAACCAUAUUCAUUUGUGAAGUAUGGGACAACAGAAGAAGCCAAGAAAGCCUUUGAUGCCCUCAAUGGAAAAGAAGUUACACUGGAGGACUUUGGCCAAAAUAUUGUUUUAUAUAUUAAUUUUGUGGAAAAAGUUUUUUGGAAGAAUGCUGUACCUACAAGCUUGCCUCCAGGCCUAACAGUCGUUGAAAAGGUUAUUUCUCCUGAGGAAGAAAGGAUGAUGUUGGAAAGUAUUGACUGGAUAGAAGAUGAAGAUACUCAAAAUGCCCAGAAGACUUUAAAACAUAGACGAGUAAAACAUUUUGGAUAUGAGUUUUGCUAUGAUAGCAACAAUGUUGAUAAAGAUAAACCUUUGUCUGGAGGUCUCCCUGAAAUUUGCAACCUAUUCUUGGAGAAGUGCUUGAGGCAGGGAUAUAUCAAGCAUAAACCUGAUCAAUUGACUGUAAAUCAGUAUGAACCUGGACAAGGAAUUCCUCCUCAUGUUGAUACACAUUCUGCUUUUGAGGAUGAAAUAAUCUCUCUCAGUUUAGGAGCUGAGAUCGUGAUGGAUUUCAAACACCCCGAUGGCCACACAGUAGCAGUUAUGCUGCCUCGAUGCAGUUUGCUGGUGAUGGCUGGAGAAUCCAGAUACCUAUGGACGCAUGGGAUUACACCCCGAAAAUACGAUGUCAUUCAAGCAUCUGAGCUUGGACAGAAGGUUGGAACAAUCACUGCUGACAUCGGAGAUUUAACAUUAAAUCGAAGGGAAACAAGGACAUCAUUUACAUUCAGGAAAGUGAGGAGAAGCCCUUGCAAUUGCAUUUACCCAUCUGUCUGCGACAGCCAGAAAGGACAGCAAAGACAGGAGCAACCUUCAUUUCCCCUCAGUGAGAUGGAGGCCUCAAAGCUGGAGCAAGAACACGUACACAAGGUGUAUGAAGAGAUUGCAGCACACUUCAGCAGUACCAGGCAUAGCCCGUGGCCGCAAAUUGUAGAGUUUCUCAGGUCAUUACCAAAAGGGGCAAUAGUGGCUGAUGUUGGAUGUGGUAAUGGGAAAUAUCUAGGCAUCAACAAGGAAUUGUACAUGAUUGGCUGUGAUCGCAGCAAAAACCUUGUGGAUAUUUGCGGAGAAAAAGAAUUCCAGGCUUUUGUCUGUGAUGCCCUGUCAGUGCCAAUCCGGAGUGGUUCUUGCGAUGCCUGCAUCUCUAUUGCUGUAAUCCACCACUUCUCAACAGCAGAGAGGAGACUGGCUACUAUCCGUGAAUUAGCCCGUCUUCUAAGACCUGGUGGAACAGCACUCAUUUAUGUCUGGGCAAUGGAACAAGAAUACAAAAACCGGAAGUCUAAAUACCUUAAGGAAAAGAAUGAUAGUAAAGGCAAAGAGGAGGAAAUAAAUACUGACGUGGCCCAGGGACUGCUACGUGAUCAGAUGCCUGAUGGCAGCAGCCAAGACUCAGCAAGUUCUGACCAACUCCUUAAUGACUCUAAGGACAAAGGCUGGCAUGCAAAGCCAGUAGCAGACUCCAGACUGCCCGUUCACACUAACCGAACCUCCUUCCACUCUCAAGACUUGCUGGUUCCCUGGCACCUGAAAAGUGACACUAAAAAGAAGGCAGAAAGUGCUGAUACACUGUCGUUUCCAGCUGGCUCUAAGGAAUCGCAAGAACUCAGCCCUAUUCUCCACCGUUAUUAUCAUGUGUUCUGUGAAGGAGAACUGGAAGCAGCAUGCAGAUCUUUGGAUUGUGUGAGGGUUCAAAAAAAUUAUUAUGAUCAGGGAAACUGGUGUGUGGUUCUGGAAAAGCUGUAGGCCUGUGGUGCUUCCUCCAUUGCCUGUUUUUUUACAGGAUGGAGGAGAUACUUUUAAUGCAGGCUGCAGCUACUACCUCUUUCAAAAUAGCACAAUAAACAUUGUUUAUUGAAUUUA
Messenger RNA from Dromaius novaehollandiae (emu), 2714 nucleotides. RefSeq names its product alkB homolog 8, tRNA methyltransferase (gene ALKBH8). Gene Ontology annotation, cellular component: nucleus; cytoplasm. Gene Ontology annotation, molecular function: tRNA (5-carboxymethyluridine(34)-5-O)-methyltransferase activity; tRNA binding; S-adenosylmethionine-dependent methyltransferase activity. Gene Ontology annotation, biological process: tRNA wobble uridine modification; tRNA methylation. Lineage: Eukaryota; Metazoa; Chordata; Aves; Casuariiformes; Dromaiidae. Bases 741 to 2597 code for a protein of 618 amino acids. The transcript is spliced from 11 exons. The record is from RefSeq and is a predicted model, not a curated record.